Molecule: messenger RNA, 666 nt
Organism: Haliotis rufescens (red abalone)
Lineage: Eukaryota; Metazoa; Mollusca; Gastropoda; Lepetellida; Haliotidae
Product: putative GPI-anchored protein pfl2
Exons: 2
Coding region: 1-666 (221 amino acids)
Source: RefSeq, a predicted model, not a curated record
AUGGAUUCCUUUGAAAUGUUUGCAGCCGCAUCUCUCAACACCUUCCAGAUCGCAUCUCUCAACACCUUCCAGAUCACAUCUCUCAACAUCUUCCAGAUCGCAUCCCUGAACACCUUCCAGACCGCAUCCCUGAACACCUUCCAGGCCGCAUCUCUGAACACCUUCGAGGCCGCAUCCCUGAACACCUUCCAGACCGCAUCCCUGAACACCUCCGAGGCCGCAUCUCUGAACACCUUCGAGGCCGCAUCCCUGAACACCUUCCAGACCGCAUCCCUGAACACCUUCCAGGCCGCAUCUCUGAACACCUUCGAGGCCGCAUCCCUGAACACCUUCCAGACCGCAUCCCUGAACACCUCCAAGGCCGCAUCUCUGAACACCUUCAAGGGCGCAUCCCUGAACACCUUCCAGACCGCAUCCCUGAACACCUUCCAGACCGCAUCUCUCAACACCUUCGAGACCACAUCUCUCAACACCUUCCAGGCCGCAUCUCUCAACACCUUCCAGACCGCAUCUCUCAACACCUUCGAGACCGCAUCUCUCAACACCUUCCAGACCGUAUCUCUCAACACCUUCCAGACCGCAUCUCUCAACACCUUCCAGACCGUAUCUCUCAACACCUUCCAGGCCGCACCCCUCAACACCUUCCAGGCCGGCGUAGAAGGUUAA